AGGCGGGAGCGAGGGAGCGAGGGAGGGAGCGACGGAGGUAGAGAGGAGUGUAGGAGCGAGGGGAGGGAGUGCAGCUUGGUUGCUCCGUAGUACGGCGGCUCGCGAGGCAGAAUCCCGAACGGGCCCCGGGACGGCCGGAGAGGCGGGCGGGGAUGGUGUGCGGGGCUGCGGUUCCUGCGUCCCCUCCCCGCGGCGUGUGAGCUGCAUUGAUUUGUCCCUGGGGCGGCAGCGCGGACCCGCCCGGAGAUGAGGCAUCAAUUAGCAAGGUAAAAGUAACAGAACCAUGGCACAGUUUCCAACACCUUUUGGUGGCAGCCUGGAUAUCUGGGCCAUAACUGUAGAGGAAAGAGCGAAGCAUGAUCAGCAGUUCCAUAGUUUAAAGCCAAUAUCUGGAUUUAUUACUGGUAAUUGGAGUGAUCAAGCUAGAAACUUUUUUUUUCAAUCUGGGUUACCUCAACCUGUUUUAGCACAGAUAUGGGCACUAGCUGACAUGAAUAAUGAUGGAAGAAUGGAUCAAGUGGAGUUUUCCAUAGCUAUGAAACUUAUCAAACUAAAGCUGCAAGGAUAUCAGCUCCCCUCCUCACUUCCCCCUGUCAUGAAACAGCAACCAGUUGCUAUUUCUAGUGCACCAGCAUUUGGUAUAGGAGGUAUUGCCAGCAUGCCACCGCUUACAGCUGUUGCUCCAGUGCCAAUGGGAUCCAUUCCAGUUGUUGGAAUGUCUCCACCCCUAGUAUCUUCUGUUCCCACAGCAGCAGUGCCUCCCCUGGCUAAUGGGGCUCCCCCUGUUAUGCAACCUCUGCCUGCAUUUGCUCAUCCUGCAGCCACAUUGCCAAAGAGUUCUUCCUUUAGUAGAUCUGGUCCCGGGUCACAAUUAAACACUAAAUUACAGAAGGCACAAUCAUUCGAUGUGGCCAGUGCUCCUCCAGUGGCAGAAUGGGCUGUUCCUCAGUCAUCAAGACUGAAAUACAGGCAGUUAUUCAAUAGUCAUGACAAAACUAUGAGUGGACACUUAACAGGUCCCCAAGCAAGAACUAUUCUUAUGCAAUCAAGUUUACCACAGGCUCAGCUGGCUUCAAUAUGGAAUCUUUCUGACAUUGAUCAAGAUGGAAAACUCACAGCAGAAGAAUUUAUUCUGGCUAUGCACCUAAUUGAUGUAGCUAUGUCUGGCCAACCACUGCCACCUGUCCUGCCUCCAGAAUACAUUCCACCUUCCUUUAGAAGAGUUCGAUCUGGCAGUGGUGUAUCUGUCAUAAGCUCAACAUCUGUAGAUCAGAGGUUACCAGAGGAACCAGUUUUAGAAGAUGAACAGCAACAAUUAGAAAAGAAAUUACCUGUAACGUUUGAAGAUAAGAAGCGGGAGAACUUUGAACGUGGCAAUCUGGAACUGGAGAAACGAAGACAAGCUCUCUUGGAACAGCAGCGCAAAGAGCAAGAGCGGUUGGCGCAGCUGGAGCGAGCGGAGCAGGAGAGGAAAGAGCGUGAGCGGCAGGAGCAAGAGCGCAAGAGGCAGCUGGAGUUGGAGAAGCAGCUGGAAAAGCAGCGGGAGCUGGAGCGGCAGAGAGAAGAGGAGAGGAGGAAGGAGAUCGAGAGGCGGGAGGCUGCAAAACGGGAACUUGAAAGGCAACGACAACUCGAGUGGGAACGGAAUCGAAGGCAAGAACUGCUCAAUCAAAGAAACAAAGAACAAGAAGACAUAGUUGUACUGAAAGCAAAGAAAAAGACUUUGGAAUUUGAAUUAGAAGCUCUAAAUGAUAAAAAGCAUCAACUGGAAGGAAAACUUCAAGAUAUCAGAUGUCGAUUGACCACGCAAAGGCAAGAAAUUGAGAGUACAAACAAAUCCAGAGAGUUGAGAAUUGCUGAAAUCACCCAUCUACAGCAACAAUUACAGGAAUCUCAGCAAAUGCUUGGAAGACUUAUUCCAGAAAAACAGAUACUCAAUGACCAAUUAAAACAAGUUCAGCAAAACAGUUUGCACAGAGAUUCACUUCUUACACUUAAAAGAGCCUUAGAAACAAAAGAACUAGCUCGGCAGCAGCUACGAGACCAGCUGGAUGAAGUCGAGAAAGAAACAAGAUCAAAACUACAGGAGAUUGAUAUUUUCAAUAAUCAGCUGAAGGAACUAAGAGAAAUCCAUAAUAAGCAGCAACUCCAGAAGCAAAAGUCCAUAGAGGCUGAACGACUGAAACAGAAAGAACAAGAGCGAAAGAUCAUAGAAUUAGAAAAACAAAAAGAAGAAGCCCAAAGACGCACUCAGGAGAGGGACAGGCAGUGGCUGGAGCACGUGCAGCAGGAUGAGGAGCAUCAGAGGCCAAGAAAACUACAUGAUGAGGAAAGACAGAAAAGGGAAGAGAGCAUCAAAAAGAAGGAUGGUGAGGAAAAAGGCAAACAGGAAGUGCAAGACAAGCUGGGUCGGCUUUUCCAUCAACACCAGGAACCAGCUAAGCCGGCUGUCCAAGCACCCUGGUCCAUCGCAGAAAAGGGUCCACUAACCAUUUCCGCACAGGACAAUGUAAAAGUGGUGUAUUACCGAGCGCUCUACCCCUUUGAAUCCAGAAGUCAUGAUGAAAUCACUAUCCAGCCGGGAGACAUAGUCAUGGUGGAUGAAAGCCAAACUGGAGAACCCGGAUGGCUUGGAGGAGAACUAAAGGGAAAGACAGGCUGGUUCCCUGCAAACUAUGCAGAGAAAAUCCCAGAAAACGAGGUUCCUGCUCCAGUCAAACCAGUGACUGAUCUGACAUCUGCCCCUGCCCCCAAACUGGCUUUGCGUGAGACCCCUGUUCCUUUGGCCGUGACUUCGCCAGAGCCCUCCACGACCCCCAACAACUGGGCUGACUUCAGCUCCACGUGGCCCACCAGCACGAAUGAGAAACCGGAAACGGAUAACUGGGAUGCGUGGGCGGCCCAGCCCUCUCUCACUGUUCCGGGUGCCGGCCAGUUAAGGCAGAGGUCGGCCUUCACCCCAGCCACGGCCACCGGCUCCUCCCCGUCUCCUGUGCUGGGCCAGGGUGAAAAGGUGGAGGGGCUACAAGCGCAAGCCCUGUAUCCUUGGAGAGCCAAAAAAGACAACCAUUUAAAUUUUAACAAAAAUGAUGUCAUCACCGUCCUGGAACAGCAAGACAUGUGGUGGUUUGGAGAAGUUCAAGGUCAGAAGGGUUGGUUCCCCAAGUCUUACGUGAAACUCAUUUCAGGGCCCAUAAGGAAAUCUACAAGCAUGGAUUCUGGUUCUUCAGAAAGUCCUGCCAGCCUAAAGAGAGUAGCUUCCCCAGCAGCCAAGCCAGUCGUUUCGGGAGAAGAAUUUAUUGCCAUGUACACUUACGAGAGUUCUGAGCAAGGAGAUUUAACCUUUCAGCAAGGGGAUGUGAUUUUGGUUACCAAGAAAGAUGGUGACUGGUGGACAGGAACAGUGGGCGACAAGUCCGGAGUCUUCCCUUCUAACUAUGUGAGGCUUAAAGAUUCAGAGGGCUCUGGAACUGCUGGGAAAACAGGGAGUUUAGGAAAAAAACCUGAAAUAGCCCAGGUCAUCGCGUCGUACACUGCCACCGGUCCUGAGCAGCUUACUCUGGCCCCUGGUCAGCUGAUUUUGAUCCGAAAAAAGAACCCAGGUGGAUGGUGGGAAGGAGAGCUACAAGCACGUGGGAAAAAGCGCCAGAUAGGCUGGUUCCCAGCUAAUUAUGUAAAACUUCUAAGCCCCGGGACAAGCAAAAUCACUCCAACAGAGCCACCUAAGUCAACGGCUUUACCUGCAGUGUGCCAGGUGAUCGGGAUGUACGAUUACACCGCGCAAAACGACGACGAGCUGGCCUUCAACAAGGGCCAGAUCAUCAACGUCCUCAACAAGGAAGACCCCGACUGGUGGAAAGGAGAAGUCAACGGACAAGUGGGGCUCUUCCCGUCCAAUUACGUGAAGCUGACCACAGACAUGGACCCAAGCCAGCAAUGAAUCAUAUGUUGUCCAUCCCCCCCUCAGGCUUGAAAGUCCUCAAAGAGACCCACUAUCCCAUAUCACUGCCCAGAGGGAUGAUGGGAGAUGCAGCCUUGAUCAUGUGACUUCCAGCAUGAUCACCUACUGCCUUCUGAGUAGAAGAACUCACUGCAGAGCAGUUUACCUCAUUUUACCUUAGUUGCAUGUGAUCGCAAUGUUUGAGUUAUUACUUGCAGAGAUAGGAGCAAAAAUUACAAAAUUACACAGGGUAGUGGGUCCUUUUGUGGCUUUCCUAGUUACUCAAAUUGACUUCCCCCCACCUUUGCACAGGUGCUUUCAAUAGUUUUAAAAUUAUUUUUAAAUAUAUAUUUUAGCCUUUUAAUAAACAAAAUAAAUAAAUUACUUCUUUGCUAUCUUGGUUUUGCAAAAAGACCCACUAUCAAGGAAUGCUGCAUGUGCUAUUAAAAAUUGUUCCAAAUGUCCAUAAAUCUGAGACUUGAUGUAUUUUUUCAUUUUGUCCAGUGUUACCAACUAAAUUGUGUAGUUUGGGGUUUUUCCCCCACUAUAGAAUUUCAGAGGAGUUUAGAAUAUUUGUUUUAAAGACAUGUAGAAUGAGCCCAAUUAAACAGAAGGUGUUUUGUGCUUGUUUGUAUCAGAUGUACCUUGUUGAGCAUGUAAUACAUCCUGUACAUAAGAAAUUAGUUCUUCCCAUGGCAAAAGCUAUUACCUUGUAUGAUGCUCUAAUCAUAUUGCAUUAAUUUUAUUUUGCACAGUGACCUUGUAGCCACAUGAGACAGAACUCUCUGUUUUUGUUUGGUCUCAGAUUUAUCUGGUUGAGUUGGUGUUUUGUUUUGGGUUUUUAAUUUCGAGUGUUUUCAUACCAUAAAAUAAGCAGACAACACCAUCACGGUUGUUACCAUCAACAAAAUCCACAAUCUCUUUUUAGUCUUGUUACAUGAAGUUUUAUUCCAAUUACUUUUCAUGGAAUGACAUAUUUUGAACAAGUAAUUUUCUUGACAAGAAAGAAUGUAUAGAAGCCUCCCUGCAAUUAAUUUCCAAUGUUUACAUUUUUUAACUAGACUGUGGAAUUUCUACAGAUUAAUAUGAAAUGAAGCUCAUGGUCCGUUUAUGUGUUAGAUGUGCUGUAGCUGAAGCCCUGUUUGUCUUUUAAACCCUAGUUGGAAGCUCUCAAUAAAAAUGCCCGCUGCUGACAGCACAGAAAAUGGGGUGGGGGAGCCCCAAGCACAAUCUAGCUGUCCUACUAAUGACUUUGUAAUGUGUACUCCCCUUCCGUUUCCCGUCCCCCUCGGGAGACUGUGCUGGUGGUCGCGAGGGGUCCUUUUCCAUUCACACAGUGCGGAGAGUGGGGACCGCUCCUCCCCGUUCAGUUGCACUUCAGUAUUUUCAUGGAUAUGAAUGUAAAAUAUAUAAAUAUAUAAACCUGCGGCUUUAACAACUGUAAUACAACCUUUUGAAUUAGUUACGUGUAUAGAUAAUUAAAUUCUUCAUAUAAAAGUUA
Molecule: messenger RNA, 5441 nt
Organism: Lemur catta (Ring-tailed lemur)
Lineage: Eukaryota; Metazoa; Chordata; Mammalia; Primates; Lemuridae
Gene: ITSN1
Product: intersectin 1
Exons: 29
Coding region: 284-3940 (1218 amino acids)
Biological process (GO): clathrin-dependent synaptic vesicle endocytosis; positive regulation of Rho protein signal transduction; endosomal transport
Cellular component (GO): intracellular vesicle; cytoplasm; presynaptic membrane
Molecular function (GO): protein binding; calcium ion binding; guanyl-nucleotide exchange factor activity
Source: RefSeq, a predicted model, not a curated record